Molecule: messenger RNA, 2429 nt
Organism: Bursaphelenchus okinawaensis
Lineage: Eukaryota; Metazoa; Nematoda; Chromadorea; Rhabditida; Aphelenchoididae
Source: the annotation of a GenBank genome assembly
AUGAGUGCCUAUGUGUACAUAUUCAGAAUGAGCGCCGGUGUCAAGCAUAUUGGAGUUAAGCCGGAUCGUGAAAUUCUCAGCCACACCCGCAGUGUGAAUAUGGAUGUGCUCACCGAGCAGGUAAGGAGAGGGGUUUGUCGACUGGUCGAUAAAAUGAAAGGGUAGGGUAAAAUAGAGCAGGGCAGAGCAGGGUAGAGCAAGGCAAGGCAAGCCGAGCUAUAUCUAGGCCAGCCAAGCCUAGCCCAGUCAAGACAAGCUAAGAUAGCUAAGACCAGGAAAGGCAAGGUAAGGUACAGUACGAUACGAUGGGGCUAGAAGUAUUAGGUUGUCCGGAAAGUUCUGCAAUAUUUGAGUAGGUAAACUUUGAAAAAUCAGGAAAAAUUUAUUUCUUGACGGAAAGAAAAAAUUCUUUUUUUUGUUUGUUUGUUUGUUACCUAAAUUAUUCAAAAAGGUAAGUUACAUAACUUAAUUUCAUUUUUUUGUAUUGUUUUAGGUAUCAGAAAAAAACGGAGAAAUCUUGCCUGCGCGUGAUUAUAUGGAAUGAAUUCAAACGCGGAAAUACUGCGGCAGAAAUUUUCAGAAUCAUAAACGAAAAUGAGGGUAAGAAUGUUGUGAGUUAUUCUACGGUGACCAGAUGGUUCGCAAAGUUUCGUGUGGACGAUGAGAAGCUUGAAGACAAACCACGUGCAGGAAGACCCAGCAAACUUGACAAAGAUGCCCUGAGGCGCAAGAUUGAAGAUGACCCACAUAUUACAAUCCGGGAGUUAGAAGAGUUACUAAACUGUGGAAAAAGUACCAUUGGUGACCAUUUGAAGGCAAUGGGUAUGGUCAAAAAGUUGGACAAAUGGGUGCCUCACAAUUUGACUGAUCUGCAAAAAGCCAAGAGACGAUGUGCUUCCGAAAAGCUUCUGCAACGCUGCAAAAACGAAGAAUUCUUGGAUCGAAUUGUAACUAUUGACGAGAAGUGGAUCUCGUUUAACAAUACUAGAAGAUCUACAAGUUGGUGUAAGCGUGGAGAAGCUCCUAAGCACGUUUCGAAGCCAGAAUUGCACGAAAAGAAGCUUAUGGUGACUGUCUGGUGGUGUAGCUCUGGAGUGAUCCAGUACGAUUUCAUGAAACCUGGCCAAAGUAUUACGGCCGACACCUACUGUGCCCAGAUUGACAAACUGCGACACAAUCUUCCAACAAUGUUUAGAAGGAGGGGUCCGAUCAUUCUGCUGGAUAACGCACGGCCCCAUGCUGCAAAGAAGACCGCGGCAAAAUUCAGGGAACUGGGAUACGAAGUCUUGGAGCACCCUCCUUAUUCUCCAGACUUGGCUCCAACGGACUUUCACCUUUUUAAACACUUGUCUUCGUUUCUUAAUGGAAGAAUCUUCAAAACUCCAGACGAUGCCAAGAAUGCCUUCAAGAACUUCAUCAACUCCAGAAACCCGGAAUUCUACAAUCGUGGAAUAAAAAAGCUUGUAAAUCGUUGGCAAGACUGUAUUGAUUCAGACGGUAAUUACUUUGAUUGAUUGUAGUUGUUAAUUAUAUUGUUAUUAUUGUUAGUUCAAAAGUGAAUAAAUAUUGCAGAACUUUCCGGGCAACCUAAUAUAUAGGUACGAGGCUAGAUAUGAGUAUAUGUUUAUGUAAGUGUAGAUGUAGGUAUAGUAGGCGGAGAAAGGAACAGGUUGAAAGAUAAGAAUACUUAGUAACAUGUUUACCUAUUUCUAAUUAAAAAUGACAUGUCCUGUGACUUGCUUUUGACAAAUUUUAAGUUUAACUUUGUAUAACAAGUAUGUUAGUCCUAGCUUUAGCCGUAGCUCUAGCUUUGUCCCCAGCCAGAGCCCUACUUCUAGCUGUAGCCCUAGCUCUAGCUCAAGCCUUAGCUAGCCUUAUUUUUCUUAUUAUAGCUCUAGCUGUUCUCUACACUAGCUUAAUCUUAGUCCUAUAAAGAGCUAUAACUCAUCACCUCUUAUUUUCAGCCCCAAGACACAACCGUGUACAUGAUGAUUUGCCUUCUCGCUGACAUUCUCAUCUGGACCUUGGCCGGCAUCAUUCUCUACCGCGCAGUAAAAGCUUGUAAACGAAGUGGUGGUGACGACAAGAAGGAACAAGAACAAGCUUACGCUCGCUUCGAAGCUCAAGAUGCUUUCGAAUUCGACAGUGAAGAAGAGAUGGAUAUCGUGGAAGAUGAAGACGAUGUACGACGAUCAGUAGAACACAAGAACAGCUUCAACUUUGUACCCAACAUAUAUCCAGUAGCACUUCAGAAGAUUGCUGAAGGCAAGGCUGUACUAUUGUCGGUGGUUAAGACGAAUCGUGUGGAUUCUGAAGCUACGGAAGGUGGAAGUCGGCUACAGAGGUUCUUUAGCAAGUUCAGAAGAAACAGUGGAACAGUGCCGAUUGUGACUGGACUGAAGGAUACUUAUGGUGCUGAAUAUGUUUGA